Messenger RNA from Staurois parvus, 722 nucleotides. The record is from the annotation of a GenBank genome assembly. Lineage: Eukaryota; Metazoa; Chordata; Amphibia; Anura; Ranidae.
CUAGGAAAUAUGAAGAGAUAGACAUGGAUAAAGUGACAGCUGCUAUGGUACUGACCAGCUUGUCUACAAGUCCGCUGGUUCAGAAUCCUUCAGUUCGACUUACUGCAGAUGUGAAUGGAUCAUGGCAAGAGACGGGGUGCGCACCAUCCAGCCAUGACAGCAGUGGUUACUGGAGCUGGAGUAACACAAGUGACCAUUCCAAUCCAUCAACUCCAUCACCCCCUUUAUUUGCAGACAACUUCAGACAAUACCGAUGUACAGCUCAUCCAGACGACAACGCUGAUGAUACUGACAAUGGCAACCUGCUGUUUGAAGAUCCUGUCCCAAGAAAGAGAAAGAACUCAAUGAAAGUGAUGUUCAAAUGUCUGUGGAAAAAGUGUGGGAAAAUUCUAAGCACUGCUGCUGGGAUCAAGAAACACAUUCGGACCAUUCACCUUGGCCGCAGUGGAGAAUCUGAUGAUUGUGAUGGUGAAGAAGACUUCUACUAUACAGAGAUCAGACUAAACAAUGACUCUGGCACCGAAGGAUUCUACAGCCUGUCUGCUGUAUCUCCAACCUAUGCAUCGGUUCCGUCUACAGUACUCCUUCCUAGUGCUGGAAGUUAUGAAACCAUCUAUACCAAGACAGACACCAAGCUAAACACCUGUCUGAGUAGAUCAGCUCCAAACACCUAUUACUUAGUGAAUUCAGAUCAUGCUUAUCAGGUAAACCAUGAAAAUUAA